AUGGCUGAAUCGAUGCAUGAUCCCAAUGGGAUUAACUUUGAGAAAAUGAGGAAAAUGGGUGGAGUGAAAUUUGAAGGCACUGUUGAUCCCACUGAUGCUGAACAAUGGUUGGAGCGCAUGGAGAGGGUGUUUGAGCAGUUAGAGUUUUCAAAUGUUGCCAAAUUUAAAUAUUAUAUUUCACUAUUACAAAAGGAUGCUUAUGAUUGGUGGGUAAAUGUUCCGAAUGCCAAGGUAAAACCUCAUGUUCUUACUUGGGAUGAUUUUCUUAAGGAAUUUCGUAUGAAGUAUGUCCCACCUGCUUAUUGUGAUGCAAAGAGAAAGGAGUUUUUGAAUUUAAGGCAACGAGGCAUAUCUAUUGCUGAGUACCAACAAAAGUUUCUAAGACUCUCUCGUUAUACUGGAGGUAUUAUUAAAGAGGAAAAACACAAGUGCAGGAAAUUUGAAGACGGUUUAAAUGAUUCCAUUAGGAAGAAUGUGGCGAUCCUGCAACAUGAGAAAUUUUGUAAGUUAGUGUUUGUUGUUUUUACUUGGGAACGACUUGAUAAAGAAGAAGCUAGCAGAAAUGAAUACAGAUUUCGAAAGCCUAGACCAGAUUUUAGAGGUCCAUCCAAAAGAAGGAGGUUUGAUAAUUCUAAGGCUGAUAGUGAUAACAAGCCAACUCAACAAAAGCAAAACAGAUAA
Solanum stenotomum is the source of this 681-nucleotide messenger RNA. RefSeq lists its product as uncharacterized. Bases 1 to 681 code for a protein of 226 amino acids. The transcript has a single exon. The record is from RefSeq and is a predicted model, not a curated record. Lineage: Eukaryota; Viridiplantae; Streptophyta; Magnoliopsida; Solanales; Solanaceae.